This is a messenger RNA of Branchiostoma floridae (Florida lancelet), 8786 nucleotides long. RefSeq names its product scavenger receptor cysteine-rich type 1 protein M130-like. The record is from RefSeq and is a predicted model, not a curated record. Lineage: Eukaryota; Metazoa; Chordata; Leptocardii; Amphioxiformes; Branchiostomatidae. Gene Ontology annotation, cellular component: membrane.
AUAUAUUCGGCAGCACGGAGGUUGAUUUUGUUAUGAAAAAAAAAACACCUCGUAUUCAGUCUUCACCGUUAUGCUCAAGAAGAAAACGCUCGAGGUUUAGUGCAGAUUCUAAGAGGCUUUGAGUUCCAAAGAAGACGAUUUCAGCUCUACAUAAGCCGUCUCCGUUCGACAGAUAUUAAGUACACUGUAGCACUCGGCAGUUCCAUACAAGGCGGAAACUUCAACUGUUCAAAUGGAAACGCGCCGCUUGUUCUUGGAAAAGACGCAUUUGUAGCUCAUCGCAUGAUGCGCUCAGGUCUAUUGAAGAGGCUUCUUGGAAUCUACCCAAGACGUUUUAGUGUCCUGACUCACAGAAGAAGCUGUUUCGCCGUGACUACUGUUAUCAACGCUCUGCUUCGAACGUCUUAGGAAUUCUUGAUGCCCGUUUUUCGUAUUCACUCGAACUUCAGAGGCCAGCGGUGAGUGGAACAGGACACUCCUUCAUGAACUGAGUUGAGGCGGACAUGAAACUCACUUUCCGGAAGGGAUACUGAUGACGUCACCGCCUCUGUGCUUGUAGUUCCUCAUCCAUUGCGUUCUGAAUAGGCAGGCAGGAUAUUACAUCAGCCCUGUCCGACUUAAUGUGUAGUUUUCUUUGACUGGGGCGAACGAGUGACGUGAAAUAGUUGAUUCCUCCGACCCUGCUGCCGCCUGGGAUAUACAGUAUUGUUUCGUUUGAUUGACGUGAAACAGGUUAUUACUCCGCCUCGCCCGGGGCCAGACCGGCCGUUCCGGUAGCGUUUUGUUUUAUUUAGUUUUUCGGCAACAUUUUGUUUAAUCUAGCUUUCAGUACCGUUUUUUGUUCGUUUGUAUUUAGAUAACGUGAAACAGGCUACAGUAUUACUGCAGCCUGCCUCGGCCACAGGUGCCAGACUGACUAUUGCAUCAUUCACGUGCCGGCCGGGCCACGCGUGCGCACUGAUAGCGCGCAAUAUUGACCGGUGAAUUAAGAGGAAUUUAAAGGCAGGCUGACGACGGCACACCCUCCCUAUUGUGUACACGUGGACGCGCUACUGUUGACUGCUGGUCAUUCUGAAGACGCUGUCGCACCUUCUCAUCGUGACUCGGGAAUAUCGCGUCGCCACACCUGCCGCACUUUACCUACCGUGCCACCGACCGGGCCAUAUACAGGUCUGGCGAGAACUUGACGCGAGAGACAAGGCUGCUUCUCCCGACAGAGCUGUCAGAUAUCGCCGAGACACCGAUACAGUCAGUUAUUUCCGAUACCGGCACAGUUAUUUCCGAUAAGUUAUUGCCGAUACAGUCAGUUAUUGUAUAUACGCUCAGCUAUCGCCGAAGGAACGGUCACAUUUCUUAGAAUACUGCCGACCCUGAACCUGCUAGGAGGUAUACAGGCGGAAAUACGCGUGGUGAAGACUACAGCCAGAGAACUAUACAGAACAACUCUCUGCCAAAACAGCCCGCCGGCAACUCUACAACAGGAUGCGGCGUGCAACAAGCGUGGCGCUGGUCCUGGUGCUGAUACCCGUCAUAUCGGCUAGAUAUACCUCCGGUGGCGCCAGCGUUGCCAGGAGAAGCGUUCCUCAUGUGAACAACUGUGUGAACAGCACGUACAUGACCGACCAUGGGCGCUGUGUCCAGGACUGCGGCCCCGGCUGGUUCGGGGAGGGGUCGUCACGCUACUGCCGCCCGUGUGAGGGGAACUGCAAAACCUGCGCCCUGUCAGGCACUAACUGUACCAGCUGCAGGGAACCGCUCUACCUCAAGGACAACAGUUGUGUAGCUGACUGCCUGCCCCUUCUGACCCGCGGACCCCCCAAGCAGCGGCUCCGGCUGAUUGGUGGAGGCUCACAGUUCGAAGGUCGGGUGGAGGUUCUGCACGAGGGAGUCUGGGGGACGAUCUGUGAUGACAGCUGGGACCUAAAAGAUGCAAGGGUUGUGUGCAAGGAGCUAGAGCUGGGAGACGCUGUUGCAGCUACAGUGCGUUCGGCCUUCCCAGCAGCCUCUCCUGAUGUUCCCAUGUUGCUAGACGACGUGGAUUGCAUUGGCGAUGAGAGCCAGCUGGACUUCUGCGGUCAUCGGGAGUGGGGCAAACACAACUGUGGCCACUCUGAGGAGGCCGGUGUGCGUUGCUCAGGACCGGACUUGUCACGCCAGUGUGUUACGGAGUGCGGGGAUGGCUUCUACCGGGUUCCUGACACCAACCAGUGCGAGCUGUGUGCGCCAGAAUGUCUGACGUGCUAUGCUGAUUCCCGACGUUGCAUGUCAUGUGACUCUCCACGAUUUCUGGAGGACCACACCUGUGUAGAGGACUGUGCUCCUGGUUACUAUGGCAACACGUUGACGCACACGUGCGAGCCGUGUGCCUCCAACUGUCGUCUGUGUAAAAACGGUCACGUAGACAACUACUGCAUCAGCUGCCACGAGGGCAUGUUCCUGCUGGGACACCAGUGUGUGACGUCGUGCGAGCCGCAGCUGGCCAAGCAGGCUGUCCUGCGGCUGGUGGGAGGUACCACUGUGUUUGAGGGGAGAGUGGAGGUGAAGUAUGGCGGAGAAUGGGGGACAGUUUGCGAUGACUCCUGGGAUAUCCGAGACGCGGAUGUUGUCUGCCGUGAGCUGGGAUUUGGGCGCGCUCUGUCUGCGGUCAGGUCGGCUGGAUAUGGAGCAGGAACAGGGCGGAUCUGGAUGGACAAUGUCUCCUGUCGCGGAGACGAGAAUGAGCUUUUCCACUGUCUACAGAGGGAGUUUGGCAUAAAUGACUGUAACCAUCAUGAGGACGCUGGUGUGCAGUGCUCAGGACCUGCCUCAGGAGGUGAGACCGGCACCUGUGUGGACACCUGUGGGCUGGGUUACUACCUGCGUGGGGAGGCUGAGUGUGUUCCCUGCACCUCUAACUGUCUGGACUGUCUGGAGUCGGAGGAAGUGUGCACCAGUUGUAAAGCUCCCAUGUUCCUUCAGAAUGGGCGCUGUGUUGUGGACUGUGGCCUGACCGAGUACGGGGUUAUUUCGGAGAGGGUGUGUCGACCCUGUAACCUGGAGCUGUGUGGACGCUGUGCCAAUGGGGAGAGCGACAGCAACUGUACAGCAUGUCCUGCUGACAAGGUGCUGAAAGACUCGGCCUGUGAGACCACCUGUGGACCAGACAUGUUUCUGCUCAACCACACCUGUGUCUCCGAUUGUGGCCGGGGGCGCUAUGGCAACCCCACUAACUUCCUUUGUCAGCCCUGCCCUGCUGACUGUCUCACCUGCGAGUUCUCGGCACAACAGUUGGUCUGCACGUCCUGCAAGGCCCCAAAGGUCUUCCAUAACCAGCGCUGUCUCAACAUGUGCCCCACCGGUACCUAUGCAGCCAUGAUGGACACCUCACAGAUCAACAUGUAUGCUGCCAUCCGAUUGGCUGGAGGAGAUAACCAAUUAGAGGGCAGAAUUGAGAUUUUAUAUGAUGGACACUGGGGGACUGUCUGUAAUGACUUCUUUGACCUGGAUGCAGCCACGGUGGCCUGCAGACAGAUGAACCUGGGUGCUGCAGUGGGGUUGAUAGAUCUGGACUCAGGAGAUAUCGAGCCUGGCCAGGGACCCAUCUGGUUGGAUAACGUCAUGUGUAACGGCAACGAACAGCGACUGGAGGACUGCUACCGACAAGAUUGGGGAGAGAACAACUGUAACCACAACAAGGAUGUCGCCAUCCGCUGUGAAGGCCCAGGUGUUCGUCAAUGCCAGUCCAGUUGCCCAGAUGGUUACUACGGUAACGCGUUGGACAACACCUGCCAGCGCUGCUUUGCCAACUGCCUGACCUGUGCCGGGACGUCCUUCACCUGCGACCGGUGCAAACCCGGCUUCUACAACAACGGCACGACGUGCGUGUCCAGCUGUGGGCACGGCUUCCAUGCGCGGGACAGCGACGGGACCUGCCAGCCCUGCAGCCAAUCCUGCGCCUCGUGUGAGGGUGCUGCGGAUCGCUGUACCAGCUGUCCUGAGGACAUGUAUCUGCAAGAUAGCACCUGUGUGGCGAGCUGCGCAGAGUACCAGCUGGCGCAGUACGACCGUGUCCGGCUGGUGGACGGUCGCACUCCGUUUGAAGGUCGUGUGGAGGUGAAGUACGGGGGCGUCUACGGGUCUGUCUGCGAUGACAAGUUUGACCUGAGCGAAGCAGAGGUCAUCUGUCAGGAGCUUCAGCUGGGGACAGCGCUGGAGGCUGUGGGGGAGGCUGUGUUUGGGCAGGGCUCAGGCCAGAUCUGGAUGGAUGAGCUGGAGUGCUCCGGAAACGAAAGUUCUGUUUUCCACUGUGGACACAACGGAUGGGGCGUCAGCGACUGCCGCCAUUCAGAAGAUGCAGGUGUGCGCUGCUCAGGCCCAGACAGGUCCCGUGUGUGUGUGACAUCGGCAGAAUGCUCGGACGGGUAUUUUGUCAGCGAGGAUGGAAAGAGCUGCGGGAAGUGCUCCUUCAACUGCCUGCGUUGCCAAAGCGACCCUGACCACUGCAUCGCCUGCGGUGACGAUCGGUUCCUCAACCCGGACACAAACCGCUGUGUGGACUACUGUCUGCAGGGCUAUUAUGGUGAUCAGGCAACCGGAACAUGCAAAAAAUGCAGUUCCCAGUGUGCGGACUGCAGAGACAGCCCCACCAACUGUAUCCAGUGCCCCGCUCCAAAGUACCUGAGCAUGGAGAACACCUGCGUGGACAACUGUGGCAGCGGCUUCAUCAUGCGCGGCAGCGAUGAGAUACGAUUGGUCAACGGGUCAGACAUUUUUGAAGGGAGAGUGGAGGUGUUCCAUGAUGGUGUAUGGGGGACUGUGUGUGAUGACACGUGGGACAUGCAGGACGUCACUGUCGUGUGCCGCCAGCUCAGCAUGGGCAACGCUGUCGCAGCUUACAGGUCAGGGUGGCUGGAUGACGUGGAGUGCCUGGGGUCUGAGCGAACGCUGCUGGAGUGUCCGAAGCACAGCGCAGGGCUGGGCCACGGAGACUGCCAGCACACCGAGGACGCAGCUGUGCGCUGUAGUGGCCCCGACUCCUCCCAGCAGUGUGUGGAGAGCUGUGGGCAGGGGUAUUUCCCUGGAGCUGACCGCAUCUGUCAGCACUGUGCCGCCUCCUGCAGUACCUGUGAGAGCAGCAAGGAGCGCUGCACCAGCUGCGCUGACCCGUUGUUCCUCGAUGGGACCAGUUGCGUGGCCCACUGCCCAAAUGGUUACUAUGGUGACGUCCUCCAGCGCCGCUGUCUGCCGUGUCACAGCAACUGUCUGUCCUGCUACAAUGCCGACAACAACGCUGUGUGCCGACAGUGCAGGCCAGGCUUUGCUCUCUGGGACUACACAUGUGUUGAGGAGUGUGCCCCCUGGGAGGGGUGGCACGUGCUGAGCAAUGUCCUGCCGGCGCGACCGACCAGCCCGGUGGUGCGUCUGGUCAACGGAGCCAGCUCUGCAGAGGGCCGCGUGGAAGUGCUGCAUGAUGGGAAGUGGGGGACGGUUUGCCAUGACGAGUGGGACCUGCAUGAUGCUGAGGUGGUGUGCCAAGAGUUGGGGUUAGGCCGGGCGGUCCAGGCACUGCGUUCGUCUGCAUUUGGUGCCGCGUCCGCUGACAUGCCGGUGUGGAUGGAUGAUGUGGCCUGCAUUGGGCACGAGCAGUCCUUGACGUUCUGUCGUCAGAAGGGCUGGGGUCAGGGCAACUGCGACUCUGGCCACACUGAGGACGCAGGUGUGAUCUGCGAUGGUUCCUCCCAUCAACAUCCACCACUGAACCUGUGUCGGCAGACUGAACCCAGCCGUUGCCAUGGCGACAGCUGCUAUCCUGGCGUGAACUGUGUGGAGGUCAGCCAAGGUCGUGACACGGAGUCAGUCUGCCUGGGCUGUCCUGAUGGGCAGGUUGGAGAUGGAACCAACUGUACAGUUGUUGCCACCUUCCUGCCGGACUUCAAGUUGAAGCCGUCCAACCGAACGGCCCGGCUUGGUUUUGCGGCUAACAUGGCGUGUCAGGCGGCUGGUGAUCCCGCGCCAUCCGUAACCGUGGACAACUGGUUCAAGAAUGGCAGACCCCUCCCAGCUGCUGACAUCACCAGCGGUCGUGUCAGCGUCCUGCGAAACGGGAACCUGCACUUCUCUCGAACACACCGGGAGGACUCCGGGGAGUACACCUGUCUUCUACGCAACACCCGCGGCACGGCACGAGCCUCCGCAACACUCACUAUUGAAGAAAAACCUGAGGUGGUGUCUGUAAAGCCAGGCGUUGCCGUCGUCGGCAGCCGUGCGUGUCUGCAGUGCGUGAUCGCCGGGUUACCAGAGUCUAACGUGACCUGGCAGCGCAACAGUCAUCAGCUGGAGGAAGAUCGCUACUCCAGUUAUGAUGAGAAUGGAACCCUGUACAUCGAUGACGUGCAGCAGGCAGACAGCGGAGAGUACCGCUGUAUUGCUGAAAACAUCCUCGGGAGCGACUUUGCCUCCGUCCCACUCACCGUGCAAGUGCCACCAAGCUAUACUCAGGAGCCUGUCAAUGUCACUGUUGACGAGGACGGCACAGCACUGAUUCCGUGUCAGGUGACAGGCAGCCCCCGCCCACAGGUGCUGUGGAAAAAGGACGGGGACAACCUUCCUACAACCAACCGCUUUGCUGUGCUGGCACAAGGUUUGCAAGUGUUGAACGUUAAGCGAGCAGACAUGGGCACUUAUUCCUGCAUUGCUCUUAAUGACGUCAUGAUCAUCUCCAAGUUUUCCCAGCUGCUGGUCCGAGGUCCUCCACACAUCACCCAAGGUCCCAUGAGCUACAACCUGUCCACAGGAGAGGCCAUCAAACUCCGCUGUGAGACCAUUGGAGUGUUGACCCCAACCAUCACCUGGCUUAAGGACGGAAUACAGGUCCCGCAGGAUUCCCGGCAUGUCUGGCUGCCAGGCGGUGAUCUGCAGCUGAUCCGGGUGGGUCUGUCGGAGUCUGGAUUCUACACCUGCCUGGCAGAGAACCGGUUUGGGAAGGACCAGGCUAGCGCUGUGAUCAAUGUGACUGGUCCCCCCCUCCCUGAGGAUGCCAGUCACAGCGGCAUCAUCGCGGGUGUGAUCAUCGCAGUGCUUGUCGUGUUCCUGUUCAUCGGCGCCGUGCUCAUCUUCAGGUACCUGCGCAACAGGAAGAGCCCCUACACCAUCAAGAUGCCGGAGAAACUGCGGAACUUCCGUUUCCCCAGCAGGAACACCCACAGCAUCGCGCUGGACCAGACGGUGGCCUUCCUUGGGGAGUCUGUGGAACUCGACACCAAACAGCAGGAGAGUUACCCCGACCAGCAGCCCAUCUACAGCCCCGACCCUGGCCCACAGAAUAAAUACGUCAAGCUAUAAUGUCCUGCCCAAUGCACCCUGCAGAUUGAGUUGUAUAUAAUACAGAAUAUCCUCAGCAAAGAUUGUUAAUAUUCACAUUACAUGAUCCUGAACCUUUUCACUGACCUGAGGUAGCUAAGAUGUUCAGGUCCAAACUUAGCAUGUAGUGAGUCACCUCGUGUUGCAGGAUGAGAGUCAGAGGUGUGAAGCACAAAGAUCUGAAGACUUGUCAGAUUUCCCAGAUAGAUCUGCAGACAGCCAAACAUAGCUCAUAUUUUGUAAAUGUUUUAAAACAAGAAAUGAAUCAAUACUGAGAGUAGAUUAUAUUUAAUGGCCUAGCCUUUCCUGAGGUUGGAGCUUUUAUUUAUUUUAAACUCAUCAUUAUCUUUAGCUGUAAGUUAUUUUGUUGAAAUGUAAGAACACGCAUAUCAUUUACAGUGAGAUGUUAGAUAUGUAUAUCUUGAAACCAGCUAGCUUUGCAAUUUUCAAGCACUUACAAAUGUCUAUUUUCCAGUAUUAGGACUAGGAGUCAUCCUUAGCUACUCUACAGAACACAAAGUAUUGUUGCUCUAUCUUUAUAUCUACUGUAAAUAAGCAAGGAAGGUUCUUCUGAAGACUACUGAGGUUUACAGGGCAUAGUGUGAGUGGUGUUGUUUUUAUUAUUAUUGCUGUUGAUAAUGUUCUUGUUGAGGUGUUGCAUGCUCUAGUCCAUUAUUGUACGUUCAUAGCCUAUUACAGAGUUUUUUUAUGUUAUGACUAGAUUAGAUGUUAAGAUUUAUUUUAUAUCUUUAUUCAUCUUUUAAACUCUUUGUUCACUUGUCUCCAAGCCAAUCAAGCAUCUCGGUGCUUUUCUUCACUGUUUUAAAAAAGGUAAAUAGCACUGAUUUGGGGUUUGUACAGAGUUUUUGAUUAUCAUCUGUCAGAAUUAGUUUCACAAUGUAUUUAUUUUCAUGAGAUAUGUUCCUCAGCUUUGAACCUACAUAGUAUUUUAAUUUAUAGACCUACGAAUGUGCAAAUAAAGUAUGUAUGCAAGUUUAAAGAAAUAAGAAAGUAUUUCAGACACCACUACUGAUGGUGUGUCAAUACUAGUGUGCAUUUACACUAGGUAAUGAUAGAGAAACAGGCUGUUGUCAUGGAAAUACAUUUCAUUUGCUGUUGGCAAUUAUGAAAAUAUAAGCAAUAUAAGAAAGAAUGGGCACCACCAAUGCAAGAUGUUAGGCUAACAUUAAGAUAAGACUUACAAUAAACUGUGCUUGACGAAAUGGUUAUAUCAGAACUGUAUCAGAACUGUAAUGAUCAGAACUUGUAACUGACCAUGAUUAAGACGAAUGAAAGGCAGAAACUCAAGAGAUGUUUUAUCUAAGUGUGAUGCCGUCCUUUUCAUGGGCGGUUUACACACUUUCAAAAUAUGACAAAAAAGAUUCCGGAUAAUAUUUUCAUCUAUCGUUGAAAAGAAUAUAAACCAAUAAACCAAUUUAUGGAAGAGA